Messenger RNA from Amphiprion ocellaris (clown anemonefish), 3711 nucleotides. RefSeq names its product sorting nexin-14. Gene Ontology annotation, molecular function: phosphatidylinositol-3,5-bisphosphate binding. Gene Ontology annotation, biological process: autophagosome maturation. NCBI's taxonomy places the organism in Eukaryota, Metazoa, Chordata, Actinopteri, Pomacentridae. The record is from RefSeq and is a predicted model, not a curated record. The transcript has 31 exons. Bases 535 to 3504 code for a protein of 989 amino acids. Gene Ontology annotation, cellular component: late endosome.
UCGACAUGGCCGCUUCCAAGAACGUCACUCCGCUUUCAGCUUCGUUCUUUCAAUACGGACACCUCGUCUGUGUAUUACGGCUCCUUUUAUUUAUUACUUUUUUAGGCAGUAUGCAGCGGAUACACUUGUUACCGUGUAGCUAAUCCAACGGGAGCCAGUUGCUGCUCCUGUUAGGAGCGCGGCGGAGGUGACAUCACGGGUCUCCGGCGCCGACAGCCAGGCAGCACCGCUGUCCCUCCACGGUCAGAAAUGACAGCCGGAGCACCGCAGCCAUUAGCCCAGCAGUAACCCAAAAGAGUUUGAGGACCGUCUGCACACAAAUGAUGCUGUGUAAUUAUCGCUAAUCCUACUUGGGCUUACAGCUGUGCAGCACCCCGCCGGUCCUGCGCUGCCUGAUCUUACGAACGCGCAGCCUGCGUAUUUUGAUUCUGCACAUUCAUGAUGGUGUCGCUGCUGGACUACAGUGAGAAAUGGCCCAUGCCAUCCGCCGUACACCUACAUAAUAUGCAGUAGGCUAGAUAUUUUCAGACGAGGAUGGGGUGCAUCACGGCUUAUCUGCUGAAAAUAAGACGCAGGAUGAAGCUGGAGCGGGUCAGAGAGCUGGGCCGACAGUAUCCAGUCUUCUGCUUUCUGCUGCUGGUCCUGCUGCUGUCCACUGUGCUUUUAAAUAGAUACAUUCACAUUAUAAUGGUGUUUUGGUCCUUCCUGGCUGGAGUGGUCACUUUCUACUGCUCAUUGGGGCCUGAGUCUCUGCUGCCUAACAUCUUAGUCUCCAUUAAACCAAAGACUAAGUCAUACCAGCAAGAGUUGUUUCCACUAGGCCACAGCUGUGCUGUUUGUGGAAAAAUCAAAUGCAAAAGGCACAGACCAACUUUGUUACUGGAAAACUAUCAGCCAUGGCUUGACCUGAAAGUUCCUUCUAAGGUGGACGCUUCUCUUUCAGAGAUUCUAGAGCUUGUUCUGGAAAAUUUUGUAUAUCCUUGGUAUAGAGAUAUCACGGAUGAUGAGGCAUUUGUCGACGAGCUGAGAGUGACUUUGCGUUUCUUUGCAGCUGUGUUAGUGCGCCGAACUCAGAAGGUGGAUGUGGCAUCCCUUAUUACACAAAAACUUCUCAAAGUUUCCAUGAAGCACAUUGAAAUUAUUAGCAAAGCAAGACAGAAAGUAAAGAACACAGAGUUUCUUCAGCAAGUUGCCCUGGAGGAAUAUGGUCCCGAUCUCCAUGUAGCUCUACGAAGUCGCAGAGAUGAACUUCUUUACCUCAGGAAGCUGACUGAGAUGCUUUUCCCCUACAUUCUGCCACCCAAAGCUACAGAUUGCAGAUCUCUUACUCUCCUGAUAAGAGAAGUCUUGGCUGGUUCUGUCUUCCUUCCUUCAAUGGACUACUUGGCUGAUCCUGACACAGUAAAUCAUUUAAUUUUGAUAUUCAUUGACAACUCCCCACCUGAAGAAGCCACAGAGCCCACUUCAACAUUGGUUCCUUUCCUACAAAAGUACUCUGAUAUCCGCAACAAGAAACCCUCAGUGCUGAAGCUGGAGUUGAAGGAAAUCAGAGAACAGCAAGACCUUCUCUUUCGUUUCAUGAACUUCCUAAAGCAAGAAGGAGCCGUCCACGUGCUCCAGUUCUGCCUGGCAGUUGAGGAAUUCAACGACAGGAUCCUGUGCCCAGAGCUUUCUGAUUCAGAGAAAAUGAUGCUUCAUGAGGAAGUGAAGAAGAUCUAUGAGACCUACUGCUUGGACGAGAGUGUUGACAAGAUCCGCUUCGACCCCUUUAUAGUGGAAGAAAUACGCAAUAUUGCUGAGGGCCCAUAUGCAGAGGUGGUGAAACUGCAGACCAUGAGGUGCUUGUUUGAAGCCUACGAACAUGUUCUUUCCCUCCUGGAGAAUGUUUUCACCCCCAUGUUCUGUCACAGUGAUGAGUACUUUCGCCAACUUCUGAGAGGGGCUGAGUCCCCUGCCAGGAAUUCCAAAAUGAGCAGAAAUAGCCUCAGUUUGGAUGACAUUCGUUCCUGGGACUGGAGCCCCGAGUCCCCAUCCUCACUGUUCACCGCCUCUGGCAGCUCUUCACCUGCAUCUUUUAACUCCCUCCAUGCCCAGUCCACGUUCACAAACUUCCCAUAUGGUUCGCUAUCCCACCGCCACUCAUCACCCAAGAACACGUCAAAGAGGGGCGAAUCCUUCGGGAUCAGCCGCAUUGGCAGUAAGAUCAAAGGAGUGUUCAAGAGCACAACCAUGGAGGGAGCGAUGCUGCCAUCUUAUGGGCUGGUAGAAGGAGAGGAUGAUAUGGUGGAGGAAGCUAUGAUGGUGCUGGAGGAUGACUCCCCGAUGGAGGCAGCCUCCACUCCCAGCACCCCCCGAAACCUCUCAGCCUGGAACAUCACGAUCCCGUAUAUUGAUUUCUACGAUGACGAUGUAAAGAGGGAGAGGAUUCCUGUGUUCUGUAUCGAUGUGGAGCGCAACGACCGGAAGGCAGUGGGGCAUGAGACUGAGAACUGGUCUGUAUACAGAAGAUAUCUGGAGUUCUACGUCCUUGAAUCAAAGCUCACUGAGUUUCAUGGGUCGUUUCCGGAUGCCCAGUUGCCCUCAAAGAGAAUAAUCGGUCCCAAGAAUUAUGAGUUUCUCACAUCCAAGCGGGAGGAGUUCCAGGAGUACCUUCAGAGACUACUGCAGCACCCGGAGCUGAGCAACAGCCAACUCCUGGCCGACUUCUUGUCUCCUCAUAGUAUGGAGUCUCAGUUCCUGGACAAGAUGUUACCUGAUGUGAACCUCGGGAAAAUCAUUAAGUCUGUUCCCAGCAAACUGAUAAAGGAGAAAGGGCAGCAUCUAGAGCCUUUCAUCCAGUCCUUCUUCAACUCCUGCGAAUCUCCCAAACCCAAACCCAGCCGCCCUGAACUCACUAUCCUGAGCCCCACCUCAGAAAAUGAUAAAAAGCUCUUCAAUGACCUCUUCAAAAACAAUGCCAACCGGUCAGAGAUGACAGAGAAGAGGCACAAUCAGAACUAUUUCAUGGAAAUGAUCACUGUUGAAGGGGUGUACGACUACUUAAUGUAUGUGGGCCGAGUCAUCUUCCACAUCCCUGACUGGUUACAUCACCUGCUAAUGGGUGGCAGGAUCCUGUUCAAGAACACACUGGAGGCCUACACAGAUUAUUACCUGCAGUACAAACUGAAUCAGGUGGUCCAGGAGCACCGGCUAGUCUCACUCAUCACCCUGCUGAGAGACACAGUUUUCUGUGAGAGCAGCCCUCCCCGCUCGGUCCAAGACAAGCAGAGGAGAGCAAAGAAAACAUUUGAGGAGAUGAUGAGCUAUAUUCCAGACUUUCUUGGGAAAUGUAUCGGAGAAGAGGCCAAGUAUGAAGGAGUGCGUCUUCUCUUCGAUGGACUCCAGCAGCCAGUUCUCAACAAGCAGCUGACAUAUGUGCUGCUGGACAUCGCCAUUCAGGAACUUUUUCCUGAACUAAACAAGCAGGUACAGAAGGAGACCUCUGUGAUGGCUCCAUGGAUGUGAAAUCUACAUGACUUUUUUAACAUGAGCUAACAUGCUUGUCAGGUAUGAACUGAUCCUAAAUUAAUCCAGAGACUUUCACUGGCCUCAACUACCUGAGACUAACUCAUACGGAAACUGAUCCAGAUGCCCACAAGAAGAGGAAACGCAAGACUUCUCCUGAUGUAUGUAUUGUUAAUCUAAAUAAAUGAUGAAUCGGUGUUGCGCUGA